AUGCCCACUGAUCAGGUAAACUCCCCGGACGGCAAGGAAAAUGGCUCAGCAUCACAAAAUGGAGCCGCAUCUGAGGAGUUCUUCGAAGCAAUCGCUGCUCUACAGCCACAGCAACAGGCUGCACAUGUCGAUAAGUUCGAGCGCCUUGAGCUACCACCAUUUUGGACGCAACAAGUGCAAUUGUGGUUUAUCGCGGUCGAAGCCCAGUUCCAACUGAGGAGAAUUACUGCCGAUGCAACCAAAUACUACGCAGUGGUCGGUCGCCUUGAUCAGGAUGCACUCAUCAUUGUAGAGGGUAUUAUUACAAGGCCUCCUGAAACUGAUAAAUAUGCCGCGCUAAAGCAAGUUCUAGUGAAUCAUUACAGUAUUUCACAGGAGCGCAAAUUCAAGAUGCUGCUAUCGGGUCUGGAGUUGGGUGACCGACGACCAUCGGAACUUCUCGCAGAAAUUAAUAGGCUGGGCGAAAACAAACUGGAUGCCGCAUUCAUUCGAUUUAUGUGGCUCGAUCGACUCCCACCUCAGGUACAAGUGGCACUUGCUGUCUCAAACGAACCUGACAAUACAAAACUCGCUCUGCUGGCCAACCGUUUGAUGGAGGUUCAGCGCGAUACUGGUAACCGGUAUGUUUUGCCAGUAACCCACGCAGCUACCAACGAAAGCAAUGUUUCACUUGACCAAAUCGAUAAACUAGCAAAGCAGUUGGAGAAGGUAGCAAAAACGUUAAACCAAGCGGCCUUCGCUGACAACCGCGCGCAGGUGAAAACACUCAGCAAUACGUCGAAUGAGCCGCAAAACUUGAACACCAACAGCACGCCAACGGUGUGCUUUUAUCAUCGUAGGUUUGGCAUGCGGGCUAACAGAUGCACGCAACCAUGCGCAUUUAUUCAGAGUCAGGGAAACUCAAGCAAGCCUCAGUAG
Molecule: messenger RNA, 918 nt
Organism: Rhagoletis pomonella (apple maggot)
Lineage: Eukaryota; Metazoa; Arthropoda; Insecta; Diptera; Tephritidae
Exons: 1
Coding region: 1-918 (305 amino acids)
Source: RefSeq, a predicted model, not a curated record